ACUAGGACUAGGACUCGGACUCUCCCCUUCCUCCUCCUCCUCUCUACCUCUACCUCUGUGUGGGCAGCCGCAGGAGGAGGCCGGCUGGGCUGCGCUGCGCGAUGGAACCGGAGAGGGAGGCAUCGUCGGAGUGGGGAGAUGGUGUCGGGGUGCUGGGUUUCCGGGUGAAGGCGUCUUCGUGCGAGCCGGCGGCGCAGAAGGCGGCCAAUGUGCUGUAGCCAGACCUGCGCUCCCACUGGUCCACCGCCACCAACACCAAGGAGUGGAUCCUGCUCGAGCUCAGCGAGCCGUGCCUCCUCUCCCACAUCCGCAUCUACAACAAGUCCGUCCUCGAGUGGGAGAUCACUGCCGGCCUGCGCUACAACAAGCCAGAUACCUUCGUCAAGGUUCGCCCGCGCUGCGAGGCUCCCAAGCGCGACAUACUCUAUCCUGCCAACCACACCCCUUGCCGCUACGUCCGCAUCUCUUGUAUGCGCGGCAACCCUAUCGCCAUCUUCUUCAUCCAGCUCAUUGGAAUCCCUAUACCUGGACUGGAACCUGACCUCCAGCCUCUAGUCAACUACCUAUUGCCACAUAUCACUGCACACAAACAAUCCUCUCAAAAUAUCCACCUCCAGUUACUCAAAGACAUUGCAAGCAGGCUACCACCAUUUCUGCCCCAGAUUGAGGCUGACCUCGCUAGUGUCACAGACACUCCAGACAGCAGUGUACACUUUUUGGCUCUGCUUGCUGGGCCAUUUUAUCCAAUCCUCCAACUUACAAAUGAAAGGGAUUUUACUAAAUCAUUAAUUAGCUCUGCUGAUUCAGAUGCUCUGAAAAGUAGUUUGGCUUCUACUCCAACGGUUUCUUCAAACUUUGAGGCACAACCUAGGAGAUCACGGAGUCCAUCUUCUGUUCAGCCUGCUUGUUUUCUGGCAUUUCGAUCUGAAACAGCCGUACUGCUCUUAAGGAAAGCACACAGAGACAGAGCCCUUGGAAUUGUUUGCCUGAAAGCAUCAAAGGUCCUGCAAGAACUUCUGGAGCCCGAUCCAUUGUUAGAUGAUGCUUCUGACCAAGUACUUUGUACAGACUACUCUAGUUUGUUUGGAGAUGAAUUUAGCUUAUCGGAGAAUCGCUUUGAUGCCUCUAUUCUGAACAUUUUGGAUAUUGCUGCUGUUGAAGAAGGCAUUCUUCAUAUACUAUAUGCAGCUUCAUCACAGCCUCUGUUAUGUUGCAAGCUUGCUGAGAAAGGUUCAGACAUGUGGUCUGUCUUACCACUUGUUCAAGCUCUGCUUCCAGCACUUCGUCCUCCACUUAGCCCUGGUUCUACUGAACAGAUUGAUGGUUGUCUUAGCCAAUGGAAUCAUCCAAAUGUUCAUAAAGCUCUCUCUCAGAUUGCUACAAUGUCAAUGUCAUCAUCAGUUCUUCAUCCUCUUCUCAGAGCCUGUGCUGGUUAUCUUUCAUCCUACCUGUCAUCACAUGCAAAAGCAGCCUGUGUUUUGCUUGACUUAUGCAGGGGACCAUUAUCACCAUGGGUACCCAUGAUCACAGCAAAGGUAGACCUUGCCAUUGAACUUCUGGAGGAUCUCCUGGGUAUUAUCCAGGGAGUUGGUCAAUCUCUUACUCGUUCUCGUGCAGCACUGAAGUAUAUUGCAUUGGCCAUAUCUGGCCAUAUGGAUGAUGUUCUCACAGAAUAUAAAGACGUCAAACAUAAGUUACUUUUCAUUCUGGAGAUGCUAGAUCCUUUUAUUGAUCCUUCUGUAAGUGUUAUGACAGAUGCAAUGGCAUUUGGUGAUGUGUCUGUUGUGCAUUUGGAGAAGCAAGCAAGCGCUUGCAAUAUUUCGUUAAAUAUUAUCCGUACAGCAGUGAAGAGGCCUGCUGUUCUCCCUUCUUUAGAACUUGAAUGGCGUCGUGGUGCUGUUGCCACAAGUGUUAUUCUCUCUACCUUGGAUCCGCAUAUGCCACUCCCUCCUGACAUAGAUCUCUGCAAAAGUUCAAUGCCUGAGAUUGAUCAAAUAUCUCUGAUAGUUCCAAACUGUCCACCGCACUCCUGCAGUGCUGAAGAUGCUGAUGGGCGUGAUACAUCUGAAACAACUCCCAGGGCAGAUAUUCUUGAACAGUGCAAUUCUUUAUUUGCUCCAGAAGAAUUAGAGCAAUCUGAGUUGACAAAGACUUUGGAAGAAAAAAAGCAUGAGAAAAUAAGUACAGAUUUGGACCAGAACUUCCCAGAGGACACAAAAAGUAAUGGAAAAUUACCAGCUGGCCUUUUUCAGUUAGAUAAUAUUUUUGCUACUGAUUACUAUGAUGCACAUGCUGAUUAUCUGCAGCUGGUGAACUAUCAGGACUGUGAAUUAAGAGCUCUAGAAUUUCAGCGCUUAGCACUGAAUCUAUGCACACAACAAGAACCUACAGUUGAGGGGCAUAAUGCUGGAAUAGAUGCUUUUCUGUUAGCUGCUGAAUGCUAUGUUAAUCCACUCUUUCUCUUGGAUUUCCAUUCUAAUUCGGAGUCUUUGGAUGAAAUUGAACGUAUUCAUGCAGAAUUGAUCCAAGGAAAUUGUUUCUCUGAGGCGAAACAUCUGCGUGCUAAAGAUAUUGAUCUCAUGAAAAUUUAUAAUUUGGAGAAUAAACGAGAUAAAGCGGUCCUGGAUUUACUCAUGCAAGCUGCAAGAUAUGAUUUUGAAUACCAGGGAAAGAUACCUGAUGGGAAACCUUUUCCAGAUGAUGUUGAAGAUGGCAAGCAAUAUAUAGAAAUUUCACCAGAGGCUAGACACCUUGCUGAUGCUGUAACUUUGGUCAGAAAGAACCAGGCUAUGCUUUGUCACUUUAUCAUGAAACAAUUUGAAAAGAAAGGACACUCUCCUAACGAAAUUCUCCUCCAGAGCUUGUUGUUCUUGUUGCACUCAGCAACUGAUCUAUUUUGUCCACCAGAGAAUGUGAUCGAUAUCAUAUUGAAAUCCGCCGAAGAUCUCAAUGGAAAACUUGUAUGUCUUUACAAUUCCGUUAAUGCAAGGAAUAAUAAAUUGGAUAGAAUAAAACUACAUUAUCUACGAAGACGUUGGGCACUGCUCCAGAAGCUGGUUCUUGCUUCGUCUGGCAGUGAUAAUACUAGAGAACUUGUCAGCAUUAAAAGAGAUGGUUUCCGUUUUAAAAGUCUGGUUCCUCCAUCAGCAUGGAUACAUAAGAUAUCAGAUUUUUCCAGGUCUUUUAGUCCACUACCUCGAUUUUUUGGAUGGAUGGCAGUGUCCCGUUAUGCCAAGGAAUAUUUAAAUGAGCAGCUAUUUCUUGCCUCUGACUUCUCACAGCUUACAUCUUUGCUGUCAAUUUUCACCGAUGAACUUUCUUUGAUGGGUGGUGUUACUACUCAGAAGGCCAAGUCUGCUAAAAUUGAACAAUCUGGUUGCAAUAACUAUGUGCUUCUUAAGAAGGAACCUUUGCUGUCAGACCAACCAAGCAUGAGAUUGUUUCAGAUUUUACUUCCUGAACUGCAUUUCUUCUUUCCGAGUAUGAGCAAAAAGUUUGAUGCAUUUGGCCAAAGCAUUUUGGAAGCUGUUGGGUUACAAUUAAAAUGUCUCCCAAAAAGUGCAGUGCAUGAUGUUCUUUGUUGGUUUUCAGAAAUGUGCCUGUGGCCUUAUCUUGGAAAUAUUAGGGAGCAUCUUGCAUUUGCAAACGGAGUUAAUAGUUUAAAAGGAAACAUUGCAGCUAAGGCAAAGGCUGUUGUUUUCUACCUACUUGAGUCAAUUGUCGCUGAGCACUUGGAAGUUAUUGUUCCUGAAAUGCCACGGAUGGUGCACAUUCUUGUGUCACUUUGUAGAGCUUCUUACACUGAUGUAGCUUUCCUUGAUUCUGUGCUGUGCCUAAUGAAGCCAAUGAUCUCACACUUCUUAAGGAAGAGUACUGAUAAUGGAAAUGUAUCAGGUGAUAUUACUGAAUGCAGUGAUUUUGAGUUACUUUGUUUUGAAGAGUUAUUUGAAACAAUACAGUUUGGUAAACAAUCAGAGGAUACACCUGGCAAUAAGAACCAGGUGCCCUUUCUCAUAUUCAUUCUGGGUUCGCUAUUUCCUGAUCUGUCCUUUAAGAGGAGGAUUGAGAUAUUAGGCUCAUUAUUAGUAUGGGUAGACUUCGGCAGUUCUGAUCCAUCAUCAUUGUUGUGUAGUUAUCUACAAGGCUUUCAGGCAUUUAUUGAUGGUUGUGAAACUAUACUAGUUCAGAAUAUUGAAUUAUUUGGUAUGCAUGUCCUUUCUGAGAGAAACCAGUCUACAGAGUUUGCUAACUCCGCAAGUCCAGAUGACACCAUGGAUAACAAGAAAGCACAGGCCAGUGUAGCACAGGUACAGAGGAGGUCCACAGAAUAUCAUGAGAAUGGUGAAAAUUCUAAGGGAGUUGAUUCCCCACAUACUGUUUGUAUUAAAGAAUUUUGUGGUGCCCUGGAGAGGUUAGUGUCAAACCUUGCACCAUCUAUUGAGGGCAGUUGGAAAUGGCACCUUCAGUUGGCCUCUAGGUUAUCUUUAUCGAUUGCAAAAUGUUUGCUGUAUGCAAAAUGCCUAAAGUCUAUUGCCGAAGGAGGUAUGAUCUAUAGUAGCAUCAAACAAGAGGUUGGUACUGAAAUAUCCACUGAUCUUUCCUAAAAACACUGGGAGAGUGCUCUCCAAGGUCUCGCAGAAACCAUUUUAGUAAAUCAGAAGAAGCAGUGCUGGCAGGUGGCAUCAGUUAUGCUCGAUUAUAUGAUUAAGCUUCCAAAUAUUCUUGCUUGGGAUAAUGUUCUUAAUGUCAUGUCUUCUGCAAUGAAACACCUCUGCUCUCAUGCACCCAGGAUAUCUUGGAGGCUUCAGACAGAGAAAUGGUUAUCAAUAUUGGUUUCUUAUGGAAUUGAAGGCCUUAAGAACAGUGAGAAUUCAUUGAUUGAUCUUUUCUGCACAUUGUUGAGUCAUGCUGAACCAGAACAGCGCUCUGUUGCAUUGCAGCAACUUGGGAGGAUUAUUAUGAGUACAACUAAAGUUGAUUAUGAAUAUACUACUUAUAAGCAAAAUUCACUCUCAUCUGGUUCAACAGUAACAUCCCUUUUGGUUACUCAUACCUGGGACCGAGUAGCAGCAUUGGCUUUCUAUGAUUCUUCUAUGUUAUUAAGGAAGCAUGCAUUGGCUUUGCUUACUGAAUACAUUCCAUUUGUUGAUAGAAAUCAUCUACAGUCCUUUCUUGGAUCCAGUAACAGCAUCCUUAAUGGUGCGGAACAAUUUUCUUAUGCAAUAGAACAGGGGUAUUUGACACGAAUGUCUUUGCUGUUGCUUUCAAGGGCGUGUCUCUAUUCUGCUCCUGAAGAUAUUGCUUUAAUACCUGAAUGUGUUUGGAGAAAACUGGAAAAUAUGCAAACAUCAAUACCUGGAUGCUUUGGUGAUAUGGAGAAAGAUCUCUGCCGAGCACUGUGUCAACUAAGAAGUGAAUCUGAUGCUAAAAGUGUCGUAAAAGAACUUCUCACGGAAUCUACUGCGAAACCAGUCGAAACUGAUUUUAAGGGCAUCCGUGAAUCGAUUCUUCAGGUGCUGUCCUCUUUGAGUUCUGUUGAAUCAUACUUUGAGUUCUUCUCAACAAGAUCUGAUCAGGAAUAUCAGGAACUUGAAGAAGCAGAGAUCGAAUUGGAGAUUGUUAAAAAUGAGAAAGCACGUCACAGCUUUAUUGUACAUCCCCAGGACACCAUGAUUCCGGACAUGUCAUCAUACUAUAAGGAUGGUAAUGAGGUUAAUAAGCAGCUCCAGCAAAUUCAGGAAGAUAUACGGUCCUUGGAAAGGUCCAAACUCAGGGAGGAAAUUAUAGCACGCAGACAAAAGAAGCUGCUUAUCCGACAUACUCGUGAAAAAUACUUGGAGGAGACUAGUUCAAGGGAAAUGGAGCUUUUGCAAGAACUUGACAGGGAAAGGGCUCAUGAGAUGGAACGUGAAAUCGAAAGACAGCGACAACUGGAUCUUGAGCGCGUUAAGUCUAGGGAACUGCAAUUUAACCUCGAUAUGGAAAGAGAAAAACAAACUCAGAGAGAGCUUCAACGAGAAUUGGAUCAAGUUGAGUUGGGGCGGUCAUCAAGGCGGGAGUUUUCAGCCAAUACUAACAGCCGGUCUAGGGAGAGAUACCGUGAAAGGGAUAACGGUAGGGGACAGCAGGAAGGAAGGAGCCGAGGUGGAGGAGGAGGGGUGGAGGCCGGUGGGUCUGCGACAAGAUCAUUUUCAGGCAACCUUCCCACAAUACUGCAGCAACCUCGAGAGCGUACUACGAGUGACGAGCGUACUAGCACAGGAGGAAAUUAUUAUGAGGAGAAUGCUGAGGGAAGUGGUGACGCCAGCAGCGUCGGAGAUCCAGAAUCAGCGGCGGCUUUGGAAGCUGGCACGAGGCAUACUCCUUCUCGGGGCAGCAAGUCGUCGUCCUCAACCUCAACCUCAACCUCAAGGCAGGUUGUAGUAGAACGCAGGGAGCGUCGAGAAGGGAAAUGGGAGAGGAAGCAUUCUUGAGCAGGUUGUGGUCAAAUUGGCUGCCAGUACGAACGAACUGUAUCGAUUAUCUCCUGGUUGCCCUGUACUGUACUUUUCUCUAUUAUGUAUGUGUACGCGGAGCGGCUAAUGAAAAUGGCUAUUUCGAUCGGUGGCUUCGGUGUUCUUUUUCAUCGCUCGUUUUCUUCACGGAUAUUUGUCGAACCGAUAAACGGUGUCUUUUUUUUACUAGUAAUAUGCCCGUGCUAAACGCUACGGUGCAAUUCUAUUGUCUUUA
This is a messenger RNA of Oryza sativa Japonica Group (Japanese rice), 6729 nucleotides long. RefSeq lists its product as uncharacterized. NCBI's taxonomy places the organism in Eukaryota, Viridiplantae, Streptophyta, Magnoliopsida, Poales, Poaceae. The record is from RefSeq and is a predicted model, not a curated record.